AUGCCGAGCACCUCGGACGCGGCGGCCGGCGGGAGCGGGGGCAGCCGGGGCUGGGGCAGCGGCGGCAGCGCGGCGGUGGAGGCGGCGGCCGACAAGAAGCGGCUGCACCACCGGAGGCGGAAGCGCUUCGCGACCCAGCCGCAGCCGCCGCCGCCGGCCCCGCACCCGCUGCUGUUCCCGCUGCUGCAGCCGCCGCUCCUGCAGCCCCCGCUGUUGCAGCCACCACUGCCGCCGCAGUCCCUGCUCUUCUUGGCGGCCACCGGCGCCUCCUCCUGCUGCGGGGACGGCGGGGAGCGGAAGCGGCCGCGGGGCAAGCGGCGCUCGGGUUCCCGGCACAAGCGGCGGCGGGGCCGCGGCGGCGGCGGGGGCGGCGGGGGCACCCAGGAGGCGGAGAAGCGGCGCAGUAGCGGCGGGCUGAGCACGCUGGUGGAGGAGUACGACGACGUGAGCUCCCAGUCCGAGGGGCUGCUGGGCGGCGGUGCGGCCGGCGGGGGCAGCGGUGGGGGUAGCCCGGGCUCCUCGUCGGGCGGCGGGACACAGCGGCAGCGGAGCGAGGCGGAGCGGAGCGGCCGGUCCCGUCGGGAGCACCGCGGUAGCAGCGGGCGCUCCAAGGAGCGGCACCGGGAGCACCGCCGGCGCGGCGAGGACAAGGCGCAACAGGAGGGGGCGGCGGCGCUGGGCCGCGGGGCACCCGAGCCCUCUUCGUCGUCCUCCAAGUCCCGCAGCCGCCACAACCACACCGGGAGCCAGGACCGGGAGGGACUCAAGAGCACCGGCGGCAGCGACAGCCGUAGGAAGGGCUCCCUCGCCUCGCCCAGCAGCGGCAGGAAAGAGCGGGACAGCAAAGCACAUCGGAGCCGGACUAAAGCGGCCAAGGAGCCGCCGUCGGCUUACAAGGACCCGCCGAAGGCUUACCGGGACGACAAACCUGAGCCCAAGGCGUACCGGCGGCAGCGCUCGUCGCCCAGCCCCGGGCGGGAUGACAGCCCCCCGCUGCACCGCUCCUCGCAGAGCCAGCGCGGCCGCAAGUCGCUCAGCCCGGUGAGCGCCCGCUCACCGCUCAGCCCCUACAGCCGCCGCCGCUCCCCCAGCUACAGCCGGCACAGCUCCUACGAGCGCGGCGGGGAUGUGUCACCCAGCCCCUACAGCAGCUGGCGCCGGUCGCGGAGCCCCUACAGCCCCGUUAUUCGGAGAUCAGCAAAAUCUCGAAGCAGAAGUCCAUAUUCAUCAAGGCACUCGAGGUCUCGUAGCAGACACAGAUUGUCCAGAUCCAGAAGUCGUCAUUCAAGUAUUUCUCCUAGUACAUUGACUCUGAAGAGUAGCCUGGCUGCUGAGCUGAACAAAAACAAAAAAGCAAGAGCUGCUGAGGCAGCCAAAGCCAGUGCCAAAGCUUCCAAUACUUCAACACCUACUAAGGGAAGCACUGACACUGCUGUAAGUGCACCUCAAGUGAACAACGUAAAGGAUCUGAAGAAGAUCAAAACUGAGCAUACACCUUCUCCUACCAGCAGUGCGAGUCUGAAAAACGACAAGGCAAAAGCAAAGGUCUCACUUCCUGAAACAAAAGGGGAAAAUAAUUUAAUUGCAGACAAAGUUACUAAACAGAAGCCUGCAGCAGUAAAAGAGAAUAAAUUAACUGUUGUAAAACAGCCACUGGUCACUGUAAGAGAGAAAAGCAAGCAGAGUGCACCAAGUGUAGUAGCCAAGGAAAAGGAUCGAAUCGUUGCACUACCAACCUCCACGCUGCCACCCUUGCCUUUGCCUCCCACACUGCCUGAAGACAAAGAAACUGAUAGUUUGCGAGAGAAUAUUUCAGUGAAGUCAGUUAAAGAAACAGAGAAGAAACUUCGCCAUCUGCUCGCAGACUUGCCACUUCCACCUGAGUUGCCUGGAGGAGCUGAGGUACCCAAAAGUCCUGAAGAAAAGAAACCAGCAGUUCAGUUACACAGCAAGAGAAGACCAAAAAUAUGUGGACCACGACAUGGUGAAACGAAAGAAAAAGAAAUAGACUGGGGAAAGCGCUGUGUGGAUAAAUUUGAUAUCAUUGGUAUUAUUGGUGAAGGCACUUAUGGCCAAGUUUACAAAGCCAGGGAUAAAGAUACAGGGGAAAUGGUGGCACUAAAGAAAGUACGUCUGGAUAAUGAAAAGGAAGGGUUUCCAAUUACAGCUAUUCGGGAGAUUAAGAUUCUUCGACAGCUUAAUCACCAAAGCAUUAUCAAUAUGAAGGAAAUAGUGACAGAUAAGGAAGAUGCUUUGGACUUCAAGAAGGACAAAGGUGCAUUUUACCUGGUAUUUGAAUAUAUGGACCAUGACUUGAUGGGACUGCUAGAAUCUGGUUUGGUUCAUUUUAAUGAAAAUCAUAUUAAAUCUUUUAUGAGACAGCUGAUGGAGGGCUUGGCGUAUUGCCACAAGAAGAACUUUUUGCACAGAGAUAUCAAAUGUUCAAAUAUUCUUCUAAAUAAUAGAGGGCAGAUAAAGCUUGCGGAUUUUGGGCUUGCUCGGCUGUACAACUCUGAAGAAAGCCGACCAUAUACCAACAAAGUUAUUACGUUAUGGUAUCGGCCCCCAGAACUUCUGCUCGGAGAAGAAAGAUACACACCAGCUAUCGAUGUUUGGAGCUGUGGCUGCAUCCUGGGUGAACUUUUUACAAAAAAGCCAAUAUUUCAAGCAAAUCAAGAACUUGCACAGCUGGAACUCAUAAGCCGAAUUUGCGGGAGUCCUUGUCCAGCAGUGUGGCCCGAUGUUAUAAAAUUAGCUUAUUUCAACACAAUGAAACCAAAGAAGCAGUAUCGUCGAAAACUGAGAGAAGAGUUUGCUUUCAUCCCACCAGCUGCAUUAGAUUUAUUCGAUUAUAUGCUUGCUCUGGAUCCCAGCAAACGCUGCACAGCUGAACAGGCUCUUCAGUGUGAAUUUCUGCGAGAUGUGGAACCAUCUAAAAUGCCUCCUCCAGACCUUCCUUUAUGGCAAGAUUGCCAUGAGCUGUGGAGUAAGAAACGCAGAAGACAGAAGCAGAUGGGCAUGACUGAUGACUCAACAGCAGCUAAAGUCCCUAGGAAGGAUCUAUCCCUAGGCAUGGAUGAGAGCAGAACCAACACCCCACAAGGCAUGCAAACUUCUUCCCAACUCAAAACUCAGGGCAACUCUAGUGUAGCACUUGCGAAAACAAGCACUGGACAGCAGUUAAACCAGAAUGAAGUGGCAAUCCUGCUAAACCUGCUACAGUCUAAAACAAGUGUUAGUUUGGCACAGUUUGCCCAAGUAUUGAAUAUUAAGGUAAACCCAGAGACUCAGCAGCAACUAAAUAAAAUAAAUCUUCCUGCUGGAAUUUUGUCAGCAGGUGAAAAACAGUCAGAACAGCAGCAGCAGCAGCCGCCGCCGCCUCCGCCACCCCCGCCAGAGCAGGAGCCUCUAAAACAGCAGAUCGUCACCCAGCCUCCUGUGCCACCUGCGCAGCUGGGCCAGCCUAAAGUUGAGACUGAUGCUGCCCAGGCAGCUGUGCAGAGUGCAUUUGCUGUUCUGUUGUCUCAGUUAAUAAAGGCUCAGCAAACAAAACAAAAAGAUUUUGUGUUGGAGGAGAAGGAAAACGGAUCAGGAAAUGAAAUGUCAUUACAACUCAGGCAGCCUCCAGAGCCCUCCACUCCUGCAUCUGUCAGCCGGGACGACGUGGAAUCUCCAGCACCUGGCUACCCACAUCUGAUCAAAUCAUUAUAUAUGUCUGCAGGUCAAGAGGAUUUGGUUAGGCAGUCUGAGAUGAGGCUUCUAAACCGAACACCCGAACAGGAGCGCCCUCGGAUCCUGCCUCCAGAUCAGCGUCCCCCCGAGCCACCAGAGCCUCCGCCUCUCACUGAUGAAGACCUUGAUUAUCGGACAGAGAAUCAGCAUUUGCCUAUAACUAACUCUUCAGGAACAGAUCCUCAUGCAGGAGUGAAAGCAGCUCUUCUGCAGCUGCUUGCUCAGCAUCAAGCUCAGGCGACAACAGAGGAGCCAGUACAAACGAGUGUGGAUUAUCAGGCUAGAGACUCCUAUGUUACAGGCCCAGACUACAAGGAUAACUUUGGAUCAUCGUCUUUUUCAUCUGCCUGUUACAGCAGUAGCGAUGGAAUAGGAAGUGGAUCAUCAGGAGUAUUAGAAAGGAGGAGUUUCCUUGGAAACUCAGAUAUUCAGUCUUUGGAUAACUACAGUACUGCUUCAUCUCACUCUGGUGCUGCCCCUCCUCCAUCAGCCUUUUCAGAAUCCUUUCCCAGCUCAGUAACUGGUUAUGGAGACAUUUACCUCAACACUGGCCCCAUGCUAUUUAGUGGAGAUAAAGACCAUAGGUUUGAAUACAGCCACGGCCCAAUCCCGGUUUUGGGGAGCAGCAGUGAUGCCUCCACAGGGCCAGAGAGUACACACUCUUUGCCCUCAAAGAUGCACAACUAUAGCUAUGGAAGUAAUUUGCAGGAAAACCCCAGUGGCAUCAGCCACAUGCAUGGACAGACUUGGACUUCUCCUGCCCAAGGACCUGGCUAUUCUCAAGGAUACAGGGGACACAUUAGCACAUCUGCAGUGAGAGGGCGAGGCAGAGGAUUACCAUAUUGAGUAUCUGUUUUUCCUCAGGCACACCAUUUUUAUCUGGAAAAACUUUUUUUCCCCCCCCUUUAGCUGCAGUUUAAAGCAGCAAUUCAACAGACUUGAAUAAUGUUAAUUCAACAGCUUUAUUUUUAUGUGGAAAAGGGUCUUGCAUACAGUAGGAAAAAUUAAAAAAUGCUUACAACUCAUGUUGUCUGAAAACUAGAUAAAUUGAUUGUACAUGUUCACAAACUCUAGUUCUGAAUUUUAUUUUGUAUUUUGGCAGUUUUAAGUGGAUGCUAAAUUUAGGGACAUCAGCUUUUUAUGGCACUCUUUCAGAUCUUCUGAACUAUGCACAUUUGUGCUUUUUUUGUAAGUUUGGACCAACUUUUAUGUAAAAAAAAAGGAAAUUUUACAACAAUCAAAGCAGGGCACUGAUUUAUUUGGUAUUUUUCUUUUUACAGAACUACCUUUAGUCAAAGGUCACUGUCAGUCUUUGCACUGCUUUCAGUGUUAUUGUGGAAGGUGUACUUUGUGCUCAUUUCAGAUAAUAAAACACAACCUUUCUCUCGAUGCAAAAUUUUAUAAAUAUUUGGUCAAUGUUUUUUUUUUUUUUCUUUCAAGAAAAAAAAAGAAUGGAUGUUCUGGUAAAAUGUCCAUCUCCCAGGCUUGUUUAUAUAAAAACUGUUUUACUUGAAUGGUAAGUGCCUUAACAUGUAAGCUUAAGGUCUGCAAAAAUUUGGAAGUACUUUAUAGAUGAGUAUGAACAUAAUGCCUAAACCUCGGUAGUUAACAAGAGAAUUCAGAUAAUAAUAAGAAACUCAAAUAGGUCAUAACCUUGUGCUGUUUACUUUACAUGGGCCAGUUACUUAGAGACCUGAUCUUACCUUGGUGAAAUCGUAAUUUCCAAAUUGAACUUCAUGAGAAACAUAAAAAGUGAGGAGAAGAAUGAAGAGUGUAGUUUUUCCUCAGCUCCCUCUUGGAGUUGUUGUGUUUUAGUUCCUCUGCCAAAUAAACUAUACUUCGUAUGUCCUUACCAAGUGAUAAAAUAGUUUUUUCUCUUAAAUGUCAAUAGCAGUAAUUACUUUACUUUGUGUGGAAAGCUGACAUUCUUGUCUUUUUACCACAAGUACUUCAUUGUAGAAAGUAACCAAAGGAAAAAUGACCAGUAUUUAAAGCAACAGCAAAACGUUUGACAUUAGUUCUAAUUCUCUGUAAACUUGUAAUUGUGCCAAUUAAUUGAUUUUUAUAUCUGCUAUUCCACGGAACAGUUUAAUAUUGGAAUUGAGUCUCUCUGAACAACUGAUAAAAUUAUUAUAGUUAAAACUCUUAUCAAGAGCCACUCCUCAUACUAAUUACAACUUCCAGCAUGUUUUUUUCCUUCCUUUGACAAGUGGUCUCUCUCCCGCAGAGAGGAGGUAUGGUUAUAUUUUGCCUGUACGUAAAAGAAUGUUUUGAAGCCCAUAUUGGAAACAAUUUUCCAACUGAUUAUCCAGUUGACAAAUCGGUACCUUAUGUAACUGAGUGUUUAAAUAUUACUUUUUAAAAAAAAGUAAAAUUUCUACUUACACUA
Lepidothrix coronata (blue-crowned manakin) is the source of this 6121-nucleotide messenger RNA. It is a transcript of the gene CDK13, whose product is annotated as cyclin dependent kinase 13. NCBI's taxonomy places the organism in Eukaryota, Metazoa, Chordata, Aves, Passeriformes, Pipridae. The record is from RefSeq and is a predicted model, not a curated record. Gene Ontology annotation, cellular component: cyclin/CDK positive transcription elongation factor complex; nucleus. Gene Ontology annotation, biological process: transcription elongation by RNA polymerase II; positive regulation of transcription elongation by RNA polymerase II; protein phosphorylation. The transcript has 14 exons. Gene Ontology annotation, molecular function: cyclin binding; cyclin-dependent protein serine/threonine kinase activity; RNA polymerase II CTD heptapeptide repeat kinase activity. Bases 1 to 4578 code for a protein of 1525 amino acids.